Molecule: messenger RNA, 1229 nt
Organism: Lontra canadensis (Northern American river otter)
Lineage: Eukaryota; Metazoa; Chordata; Mammalia; Carnivora; Mustelidae
Gene: SUN3
Product: Sad1 and UNC84 domain containing 3
Exons: 11
Coding region: 105-1229 (374 amino acids)
Biological process (GO): nuclear envelope organization
Cellular component (GO): meiotic nuclear membrane microtubule tethering complex; nuclear envelope
Molecular function (GO): protein-membrane adaptor activity
Source: RefSeq, a predicted model, not a curated record
CAAAUGAAGACGUCCCAAGACAACGCGGGAAAACGGAGGAAGGCAUCUCGGUGGAAAGCAAACACACACUGUUGUGUUCUCUCUGUGCUACCUUGUGCGGGAACAUGAGCGGGAGGCCUAAGCCGAGGAGGGGCGCCAGGACUUUGAGAGGUCAUCCGGAGGAAGCGGGCGGCAGCGCCAGUCUUCACAUCCCGCUGGCGGAGGACGGGAGCCCCGAGGCCAGCCGGUACGCGGCUCUGGGGAGGGACGGCCGUGCACCUCGCAGUGCCGCGGGCCAGACGUUAACCCAGUCGUGGAAGAUUGUCAUAAGUGCAGUGUCUAUACUGACUCUUCUUCUUAUAGGACUUGGCAAUCACAUGUGGCUUCAAGAAACAGAGUUUCCUCACAAAUCCAGACAAUUUUACACCCUAAUUGCAGAAUACGGUUCGAGGCUUUAUAAUUACCAGGCCAGACUCCGGAUACCCAAGGAGCAGCUGGAACUUCUAAAGAAGGAAAGCCAGACUUUGGAGAACAACUUCCGUGAAAUUCUAUUUUUAAUUGAACAAAUAGAUGUUCUGAAGGCAUUGCUUAGAGAUACGCAGGAUGGUCUACACAGCCACAGCUGGAACGUGGAUGGAGACGGGGACCAGGAGCCCCCGGAGGCCACGGACGAGGAAAUGUCAAACUUGGUCAACUACAUCCUUAAAAAAUUGAGAGAGGACCAAGUCCAGAUGGCGGACUACGCCCUCAAAUCAGCAGGGGCCUCUGUCGUUGAAGCUGGGACGUCGGAAAGUUACAAAAAUAAUAAAGCGAAACUUUACUGGCAUGGGAUCGGGUUCUUAACUUAUGAAAUGCCCCCAGACAUUAUUCUCCAGCCGGAUGUCCACCCUGGGAAGUGCUGGGCCUUCCCGGGUUCCCAGGGCCACGCCCUGAUCAAGCUUGCCAGGAGGAUCACGCCAACUGCUAUCACCAUGGAGCACAUCUCGGAGAAGGUGUCUCCGUCAGGAAACAUCUCCAGCGCACCCAAGGAGUUUUCCGUCCAUGGUAUCUCCAAACUGUGUGAUGGGGAAGAAAUUUUCCUAGGUCAGUUCAUCUAUGACAAAACGGGAAGCACCGUUCAAACAUUCGAGCUCCAGCGUGACGUUUCGGAAUCCUUACUAUGUGUGAAACUGAAAAUCCUCAGCAACUGGGGACACCCAACGUACACGUGUGUAUAUAGAUUCAGGGUCCACGGAACUCCAGGAGAGUAA